Colletotrichum karsti is the source of this 570-nucleotide messenger RNA. RefSeq names its product small secreted protein. The record is from RefSeq and is a predicted model, not a curated record. NCBI's taxonomy places the organism in Eukaryota, Fungi, Ascomycota, Sordariomycetes, Glomerellales, Glomerellaceae. The coding region runs from base 1 to 570 and encodes 189 amino acids. The transcript is spliced from 2 exons.
AUGUACUUCUCCAAGAUCGCCGUUCUUUUCACCCUCGCCGCUACCGGCUUCUCCGCCCCUGUCGAUGUCGACAAGCGUCAGGCCAAGCUCCUGUCUGUCCAGGACUACUCUCAGUUCCAGGUCUCUGACGGUGUUGCUGGCAACGCUCUUGCUGAGGUCGCCCAGAAGUUCCCCAUCGACCAGAUCAAGGCCAACCUCGCUGGCGUGAGCAAGGACGACCUCGCCAUCCUUCAGGCUGCCCGCGUUGCUGCCGAGGGCGCCGAGACGGACGCCGGCGGCUUCAACGACGCCAUUGCCAAGGCCUCCGGCACCGACGCCGACGCCCUCAAGGUCGGCAAGAUCAAGAACAAGGUCCUCAAGCUCCAGCUCGAAGUCCUCGCCCUGCAAGUCCAGCAGGCCCAGGGUGCCAGCAACCAGGCCAAGAUCGAUGCCGAGCAGAAGAAGCUCGACAACAACGUCAAGACCGACACCGCCUCCAAGGGCAAGACCAGCCAGGCCGUCGCCUUCAAGGCCACCUCGGCCCCCGGAGGAGCCAAGGCUGCUGCCAAGCCCAAGAAGGGAAAGAACUGA